Microtus ochrogaster (prairie vole) is the source of this 5593-nucleotide messenger RNA. It is a transcript of the gene Sppl2a, whose product is annotated as signal peptide peptidase like 2A. Lineage: Eukaryota; Metazoa; Chordata; Mammalia; Rodentia; Cricetidae. Gene Ontology annotation, molecular function: aspartic endopeptidase activity, intramembrane cleaving. The record is from RefSeq and is a predicted model, not a curated record. Gene Ontology annotation, cellular component: Golgi-associated vesicle membrane; lysosomal membrane; cytoplasmic side of endoplasmic reticulum membrane. Gene Ontology annotation, biological process: membrane protein proteolysis.
CAGAGGUCCGGGUACCGCCAGCGCCGCCAGCGCCCAGCUGCCCGCCCGCGGGAUGGGGCUGCUGCUGCACUUGCGGCACGCUCCGGCGGCCGCUCUGCUCUGGAGCUGCCUGCUGGGACUGACAGCUGCUCAGGAAGCCAUCCUGCACGCGGCCGCAGAUGGCUCGUCUUCACUUUCCAAGGACUAUUGCAUGCAUUAUAACCCCAAAUGGACAAGGCUUCCAAGUUCCCUAGAAAAUGCAACUUCUCUUAGCUUGAUGAAUCUGACUGGCACGCCACUGUGCCACCCUUCUGAUAUUCCUCCUGAUGGCAUAAAGAACAAAGCAGUGGUGGUACAGUGGGGAUCCUGCCACAUCCUUGAAAAAGCCCAAAUUGCCCAGAAAGGUGGUGCUGAAGCAUUGCUGAUCGCUAACAGCAGUAUUCUGCUUCCUUCCUCAAGGAACAGUUCUGAAUUUCAAAAUAUGACAAUACUAAUUGCAGUGAUAAGCCAAAGAGACUUUAAAGAUAUGAAACAGACUCUGGGAGAUAACGUUACCGUGCAGAUGUAUUCUCCAUCCUGGCCUAACUUUGACUAUACUAUGGUGGUUAUUUUUGCAAUUGCUGUGUUCACUGUGGCAUUAGGAGGAUACUGGAGUGGAGUCAUUGAAUUGGAGAACAUGAAGGCAGUGACAGAUGCGGAAGAUAAAGAGAUGCGGAGAAAGAAGGAAGAGUAUUUGACUUUCAGCCCCCUCACAGUUGUCCUGUUUGUGGUCAUCUGCUGUGUGAUGAUCGUCCUGCUCUAUUUCUUCUACAGGUGGCUUGUUUAUGUUAUGAUAGCAAUUUUCUGCAUAGCAUCAGCAAUGAGUCUGUACAACUGUCUUGCUGCAUUGGUUCAUAGGAUGCCAUGUGGACAGUGCACGAUUUCCUGUUGUGGCAAAAGCAUUAAAGUAAGCCUGGUUUUCCUCUCCGGACUGUGCAUCUCAGUCGCUGUUGUGUGGGCUGUGUUUAGAAAUGAGGACAGAUGGGCUUGGAUUUUACAGGAUAUCUUAGGAAUUGCUUUCUGUCUCAACUUAAUUAAAACAAUGAAGUUACCCAAUUUCAAGUCCUGUGUGAUACUGCUAGGCCUUCUCCUGGUCUACGAUGUGUUCUUUGUCUUCAUAACACCGUUCAUCACAAAGAAUGGUGAGAGCAUCAUGGUGGAACUUGCGGCUGGGCCUUUCGAGAAUGCUGAAAAGAAUGAUGGAAACUUUGUGGAAGCCACUGCUCAACCCUCAGCUCCCCAUGAGAAAUUGCCAGUACUUAUCAGGGUGCCAAAGCUGAUCUGUUACUCAGUAAUGAGUGUAUGCUUCAUGCCCGUUUCAAUAUUGGGUUUUGGAGAUAUUAUUGUACCAGGCCUUUUGAUUGCAUAUUGUAGAAGAUUCGAUGUUCAGACUGGUUCUUCUUCUAUAUACUAUAUUUCAUCCACAAUUGCCUAUGCCGUUGGCAUGAUAAUUACGUUUGUUGUCCUUGUGCUGAUGAAGAAGGGGCAACCUGCUCUCCUCUAUUUAGUACCUUGUACACUUAUUACUGCCUCAGUCGUUGCUUGGAGUCGUAAGGAGAUGAAAAAGUUCUGGAAAGGUAGCAACUAUCAGGUGAUGGAGCACCUGGACUAUUCAACAAAUGAAGAGAGCCCAGGGACCACUGGUGAGCAGGCUGUGCAGCAGUAAUAACGUGGACCUACAAGGAUGUGCUAUUGAUUGUUUUACAAAUAGAAUUUGCCCACCCCACUCCAUCCUCCCCUCCCCUGCUUUCUUUCUUUUUUGCUGUUGGAGACAGAGUCAGUACUGGAACUCAUUGUCCUCCUGCCUCAGUCUCCCAAAUGUUUGAGGACUAUAACUGGGAAACACCAUGCCAAGAAAGUUUGAAAUCAAAAUUUGAACUGAAAAUUGGAAACAUUUGCAAUGAUAUUUGCCAAUCCGUAUAUUUUUAUGAGCUGGUAAAAUUCAUCAUACAUAGCGAAAAUGCAUUUCCUUUUAAUUAUGUUAAAGUUGUGCCUUCACAAUCAAUGAAAAACAUAGGGUUUGUGUAGUUUCUAAUGUAUUAUAUACAUUAUAUUUUUCUAAAAAAAAAAAAGAGACACUUUGACCCUCCCUUGUACUUUUCUAAAAUAUUUCUCCAAAAUCCAAGGAUAGUUCAUUUAUAAGUGUCAAAUCAAGUUUCUUUCUUUUCUUUUCUUUUUUCUUUUCAAGACAGGGUUUCCCUGUGUAGCUUUGGAGCCUGUCCUUACCAGGCUGGCAUUAAACUCACAUAGAUCCACAAGUCUCUGCCUUCCAAGUGCUGGGAUUAAAGGUGUGCGCCACUGCUCGACUCAAAUCAAGUUUCUUGAAUAAAUGUUUUGUUUAAGACUUAUGCAGAUCUUAUCCCCUCUAGAGGAAUAACUGCUUGCGGCUGUGCAAGAAGGCAGUUCAGCAAUGAAAAUUGGUCUUUAUAUCAUGUAGAGGUUUAAAAAAUGCACAAGGGGAUACAUAGAAACACAUCUCUUUGUAGUUCAAGUUUAAAAUUUUUCCUUACCUUUAUUUUUACUUCAUGUGUAUGGGUAUUUUGCCUGUAUACAUGUAUGUCUGUGCACCACAUUCGUGCCUGGUGCCUGUGGAGACCAGAAAAGGUGUUGGAUCCCUUGGGACUGGAGUUAUAGAUGGCUGUAAGCUGCUGCCAUGUGGGUGCUGGGACUUGAACCCAGGUCCUCUGGAAGAGCAGUCAGUGCUCUUAAGUGCUGAGCCAUCUCUCCAGCCUUGUAGUUUUAAGUUUUUAAAAACUUGUCACCCUUUUUUUAAACUUGAGGACCUUAAUUACUUCAGGCUGCAUAUGUAUUAUAUUAGACUGUUUGUUUUUCAGAUAGAAAGAAACAUAAUAUAUAGAAAUAGUCAUUAGGAAGAUACAAAAAUUGAAUCUAGUUUAUAUCAGUACACCAUUUACUUGAAAGAAGAUACAGAUCAAACGUCUGUACUUACUCUAAGUUUUGCUUUGGUUUUUCUGAUCUUUGAAAUGUAAUUCCAUUGAUUAGGUAAGGUUUUAUCUUUUAAAUUUUUUUCUUAUCUGACUAGAUACUAUGCAUCUAACUUAUUGUUUUCCUCGACUGCCCUGCCUGUCUCCCCUUUGUCAUCGCUCUCUGGUUUCCAGUCCUUUUCCCAGAAGUGAGCACCCCUGACCUUGGAGGGCUGUGUACUGUUAGGAGUACAAACGUACUUCAGUUCAUCAGUUUUCUCUCCUCCAGAGUGAGUGAUUAGAGCAGUUAUCACUCUGCUAACUUACAACUUGAGAACAAAAUAAUUUUCUUCUCAUCCUUUGCAAAAUCUCAGGUGUUUUUCUAGAAAUUAGAUGUGAAGUUAUCUUUCAAGUUAUUUUAAUUUCUCUAAGAAAGUACCAAGUGACAAGCCGCUGCAGAAGCUCAGGAUUUUGCAUUUCUGUGUCAAGAAUGCACUUGCUGUGUGAACAAAUCCAGUCUUUCAUGUUGAGGCCAGUUCAGCUCAUUCAAAGGUAAAAACUAGUACAAUGAAAAAUGGGGUAGACCUUUGAUAUUUGAACGAAAGUUCCAUUAGAUGCUUUUGUUUACUUGUUAACUCUUGCUGAGCAAUGGCAGGGACGCUGUGCCGACAGCCCCUCCUUUCUACUCAGUACAGUGUGGGGUCUUUUGUUAAAUCAGCUAUCUGGUGAGAGACAGGUGCCAUUUUACAAUUUCAACUGUACUUUCCCAUAUGUUGUCAAUAAAAUGCUUGCCAAAAUACAGCUAUUUUACUAACCUCUGCAUCCUCAUUCAAGUCUGUGAUAUUCAGAAGCACCAGUUACAUUUUAUGAAGAGUUAAAGAAAAUUAGUCUUUUUAAAACUAUGUUGAAAUAACGAUUCCUCAAAAUAAUUUGGUCUCAUUAAUUUGUAACUAAUACUUAAUUUCUUAAUUUAAACCAUUGUUCCAGAAGACCACUUAACACAAAUCUACAAAUCUGAUUUUUUGACUUAUUUGAGACAAAGUGUAUUUUAGCCAACCCUCAUAUUGUUGUAAUUAAAGUCUCACUCACAGACUGAAGUGUAGCUCAGUGUUGAAGUACUUGCCUACCAUGUUCCAAGUGCCUACCUCUGCACUGCCAAUGAAACAAUUACUAAGUAGCUAUAAAUAACAAAAACAAUUUCCUAGAGUCUCUUUCCUUCCUGCCAAUUUCAUAUGUUCUUAAACAAUCCUCUUAGCAACAUAGAUGGAAAUAGCUCCUAAGAGAAAAUAAAAUACAUAAAUACUGGGUCUUGGAACUAAAAAUGAAUAGAUAUCAGAGAUGAAAAUUUGACUUCUCUCUUGCUUACCUAACACCAAUAGCUUUUAAGAAGUAAAGAAGUUGGAUUUUUUCCCUUGAACACAUUUUAAAAAUAAAGUAUAUGGUAUUUAUUACCACUUAUUGCAAAAUACAAUACUUGCUGGAAAGUUCCACACUUGUGGUUUAGCAAAUAGAAAUCAUUGAUCUUAAAUGAUUUUAAAUUUUAUUUUCUUCUAGCUUUUAAGUUUUACUUUUCAUUAGCAACUUCUUUAUAGUAGUAUGCAGUUUAAUAUCCUUUGUUCCAUAUGGUGCUGGCAUUCAUGUGUUUUAGUUACAUGCACAGGCAGGUUCUGGUAGAACGUAAUAUUUUUACUAAAUACUAAUGAUCUUUCUAGUUUUCUUUGCUCUUUCAGUGUCCACUUUGUUUUGUUUUGUUUUUUUGAGACAGAGUUUCUCUGUGUAGCUUUGGACCCUGUCCUGGAUCGUGCUCUGUAGACCAGGCUGACCCUGAACUCACAGAGAUCCACCUGCCUCUACCCUCCGAGUGUUGGAAUUAAAGGUGUGUGCCACCACCAUCCAGACAGUGUCCACAUUCUUAAAACGUGCUCAGUUGUGGAGCUCUAGUCCAGGGCUUUGCACACUCUGAGCAAGUACUGGACCGCUGAGAAGCUUUUCCAGCUCCUCAGUUUGUGCUCUAGGUAGAAGUGGAAAUGAUAUGUACAUUUGAUGAAAACAUCUAAUCUUUUAAGCUAAUCCUGCAGAACUUUGGGUUGAUUCCAGUCUGUAAACUUUCAGAACUGGAAUUGUCUUCCUGGCUGGUACACACAUUGCUUGAAGAAGCUUUUGUUGUUUUCCAUGAAUUAGACAAAUAGGUUGACACAACUUGAGGUUGUGGUACAUGAUCAAUUGGCCACACAGUGGUUUUGACUAGGGAUUAAAAUAUUAUAAACAGCUGUGUUCUUCCUUUGAAAUACUCAUUUUUAGAAAUACCUGAAGUAUAUCUGGUUAGCCUGCAGCUUCCCAGUACCUUUUGUCUGGUUCCCCAUCUACCUUUUAAGAAUACAUAAUUGGAUUUUUACUUCUUAGGUGGUUGAUUUGUAUAUGGGAUUCUUUUUCUACUACUUUUCUAUGUAAGUUAGUGUAAAUUGAUAUUUUUAUAACAACACUACUAGACUUUACUUUCUUACGGAACAUGAUCUAAACUUACAUUUUUGGAGUGUUAAUUUCGCAGUAAGUGAAGUUCUCUUCAUCAUGUGCCAAUUCUGAUAAGUAAAACAACUCUUAGUGUAUUGAAUUUACUGCAUUGUUCAAUAAACUCUAUUUUAAAAUAAAAA